Messenger RNA from Wasmannia auropunctata (little fire ant), 2056 nucleotides. Its product is annotated as D-arabinitol dehydrogenase 1-like. The transcript has 6 exons. Lineage: Eukaryota; Metazoa; Arthropoda; Insecta; Hymenoptera; Formicidae. The record is from RefSeq and is a predicted model, not a curated record. The coding region runs from base 620 to 1639 and encodes 339 amino acids. Gene Ontology annotation, molecular function: zinc ion binding; oxidoreductase activity.
AGUAAGAACUGAUCAAUCACAGUCAAAUAUAUGUGAAGAGAAAACUCGACUUGAAGAGAAUAUCGAACCUUACUGUGACGACGAAUUUUAUCUUGCGUGCCAUUUCGUUAUUAUGUGCUUAAUUGUAAAAAUGUGACAUACCUCGUACUUAUGAAAUUCACAGAAAUGGAUGGAAAGUAAAGUUAUUUUUGACUUUUAUACAUAAAAGCAUAUUUUUCAUUCCUUUUAACAGAUGUUAAAUCGCGAGUUUUCCUGAAUAGCUUCACUUUGCGUGCCUUUUACGACUAUUUACUGACUGUAUGAAGAGGGGGAAAAGGAGUUUCCAUCCAUUUUUACAAGUUUUUUAAAGCGAUCCUAUUUUUUUAUUUUAUUCAAAUUCUCUUUAUUUAAAAAUGGCAGGCAAGAAACUUUUACGUGUCAUUUCUCGCUUGUGCAGACGUCACGAUUCCAAUGGCCGCAAUGACUAAUCAGGAGCCUUAAUUAAUAUUCUACAAGAUACGAUUACGAUCGUGUUUUCAUUUCCACGUCUCCGUAAUAUCUCUGCAACGUUGCACUGUGAUUUGCAAAUUUGCAAUACUUUUUCGAUAAUAAGACGACUCAAGUGGCUACAAAUCGCACGAUGGAAUAUUUGAGCUUCAAUGUUUCCAGCAAGUCUCUUACUUUGAAAAAGCGAGAUAUUCUUCCAAAACCAGCGGCAAACGAGGUUCGAAUUAAAGUCGCGUAUUCUGGAAUUUGUGGGACGGAUCUUCAUAUUUUGGAAGGAUCCUUUCCCUGUAAAGAGGAUGGACCUUUGACUCUUGGACAUGAGUUUGUAGGUACUAUCGAUGAAAUUGGAUCGGAAGUGACCAUUUUUAAAAUCGGUCAACGUGUCGCCGUUGAUCCUAAUAGUGGAUGCGACAAAUGCGAUCAUUGUCAUAAUGCGAAUUAUCACUUUUGUAAAUACGGUGGUAUAAAUAAUACCAUAGGUAUUUUUAGAGAUGGUGGAUGGGCUACGCACGUGCUUGUCCCAGAAACACAGGUAUAUUCAAUCCCGGAUGAUCUUGAAAUGCGCCAUGCAGUUCUGAGUGAACCGUUAUCAUGCAUGGCUCACGGCUGGGAUAAAAUCAAUCCUGUAAAUGUAGGAAAGAGGAUUCUCGUUAUAGGUGCCGGUAUCAUAGGUUUACUGUGGGCCUGUCUAUUUCAUUUGCACGGUCUUAGAAAGACUGUCACGAUCAGUGAACCGCAACAAAAACGGAAAGAUCUUGCCGCUAAUCUUGGUCUCGAUUAUAAAGUAAAAAAUCCGACAGAAUUAAAAGAGGAGUUUGAUUUAGCUAUGGAUUGCAGCGGCAGUGCUCCAGCCAUAGAAUUGGCCAUAUCUUUAUUAGGUUCCGGUGGUCGCUUAUGCGUAUUCGGUGUCGCUAAUCCAAAAGCAAAACUAUCGAUUGAACCAUAUCAGAUUUACAAAAAGGAGUUGACCAUCGUAGGCGUGAAUAUAAAUCCCUUCAGUUUUUCUAAAGGAUUAUCUUUGGUGCAAGCAAUGUCUGAAAAAUAUCUUGACUACAAUAAAUUAGGGAUCAAGAUAUUUUCUUUGUCCCAAUAUAAAGAAGCUCUCGAUGCAUUGAAGAAGGGAGAUAUAAGCAAAGCCGUUUUCAAAUUAUAAAAUAAAGUCUGAGAAGAAUUCUGUACGUGUAACAAGAAAGGCCUUUAUGAAGAAAUUACUUUGUUUUUAUAAAAUUUUAUUGCUUAUUCCAUACAUACAUUUGGUUGAAUAUAAUGCAUGGAGUUUUAAUUAAUAAAAUGCGCGAUAUCAUAGUAUACAAACGAGUACCUGUAUAAAACUUUGCCACUGAUAUUAUAGUCACGGUAUAUCUGUGACAAUACACAAUUGUUCACAACGUGUAUAAAUACUACAGUUAUUAUAAAUAUUACGAAUAAGAAUGGGUUACAAGUAACACAUACGUUAUUUCCCAUUCCUAAUUACGAGUAUCAUGGUGUCAAGUUUCAAAUGCAAAUUACAAUAUUAGUAUAAGUAUAAAAUUGGAAAAACUUGUAAAGAAUAUAUAAAAACUUGCUGAGA